CCUUGGCCAGAUAUGAAUGUGUGCCCAUAUCCAGACAGCCCCGACUAACUUGAACAAAGCAGAGCUUUCUGCUGCAGCGGACACAGGAAUAUUACACAGCAGCAUACCUCACAUAUAAGGUUCAGAAUGAACGCAACCCUGGUCGCACUCUUAGUCAUCACAGUGGCAAUUGUCAGCGUCUCGGCUACAUCGCCUCAGAACUGCGCCUCGGUGACGUGCAAUCCACACAUCUGCCGACGCGUGGAGUGCGGCUGUGGAAGGUACAGCGACGAAUGCGGUUGCUGCGACCUCUGCUACAAGGCUCCAGAUGAAAGCUGCCCUGAUCGCACUCUUGUUCGUCGCAGUGACGAUUCUCAUCGUCUCGGCUACGCAGCCUCUGAACUGCGCCGCAGUGACAUGCAGUCCAGGCAGCUGCGGACACGUGGAGUGCGCCUGUGGAAUGCACAAGGACGAGUGCGGUUGCUGCGACAUCUGCUACAAGUGCCCAGGUGAUCAGUGCCACUCGUGGAUCUUGGACCAGUGUGCCACCGGUGCAUUCUUGAAGACACCUCCAAGCACUUCGAGUUUGGCGACCAAGGACGCUGCACGUCUGAGAACAACACGGAGACCUCACACACUUCGCAAAUUUGUCGCGUGUAAUGGUUACCUAAAUGUUUUUUUUUUACUCCCGUUUUAAGGGAGUAAAAAUAAAAGCGAGGGCAGGCUAAAUCGCUAAGACUCAUGUUGUGCCCACAGUAUGCGAAGGCAUUUGCAUGGCACGGGCUAGAUUAUUUCCCAGGACAGUUCACCCCUUAAAGAAAGCCGAUUAUCGGGCUGUUAGGCACCUUUGCUAAUUUGGGUGACCGGUCUUACAUGAGUCUCGCGAGCUAAAUCGCUAACCUAGAAAACAUUCAAUUUGGACUCCAGACUAUACUUGCGUCCCCCCGGACGAGUGUCGCCACGUGCAAGUCACCCUCAUGCUGUCAUGCCCUAUGUGCCACGCGUUGAUGCCUUCAAAUUUUCCUUUCUUGUGAAAACUAUAGUCGAUUGAAACAGCCUUGACGCAGAUGUAUUUAUUGAAACACACACAACUGAAUCAUUUGAGCGUAAACUGUCAUUAUGUGCUUGCUGAAGGCAUUGUUUGUUUAUUGCGGAACUGGCGUUACGUGUUUGU
This is a messenger RNA of Dermacentor silvarum, 1153 nucleotides long. Its product is annotated as 8.6 kDa transglutaminase substrate. Bases 127 to 492 code for a protein of 121 amino acids. Gene Ontology annotation, cellular component: extracellular region. Lineage: Eukaryota; Metazoa; Arthropoda; Arachnida; Ixodida; Ixodidae. The record is from RefSeq and is a predicted model, not a curated record. The transcript has 6 exons.